AUGGGGACAUUCAACUUGUGGACCGAUUACCUGGGUUUGGCCAAUCUGGUUGGGAGUCUGCGUGGAGAAGAAGAGCCGGAGGUCAGGCUAGAUGACCCCCAGCCCAAGGCAGCCCCAGCCUCCUCCAGCCCCGAGUGCCAGGAGCCCCCGGCCGGGCCUGCGCAGGCUGCCGAUCGCCUGUGUUCCUUCUGCAAACACAACGGCGAGUCGCGGGCCAUCUACCAGUCCCACGUGCUGAAGGACGAGGCCGGCCGGGUGCUGUGCCCCAUCCUGCGGGACUACGUGUGCCCGCAGUGUGGUGCCACGCAGGACCACGCCCACACCCGCCGCUUCUGCCCGCUCACCGGCCAGGGCUACACCUCGGUCUACAGCUACACCACCCGCAACUCAGCGGGCAAGAAGCUGGCCCGGCCGGACAAGGGGAAGGCUCAAGAUGCCGGCCACCGCCGAGGAGGAGGAGGAGGACCUGCUGCAGGUGUUCAGGGGAUUGGGUAA
This is a messenger RNA of Dipodomys ordii (Ord's kangaroo rat), 495 nucleotides long. It is a transcript of the gene Nanos3, whose product is annotated as nanos homolog 3 (Drosophila). Gene Ontology annotation, cellular component: perinuclear region of cytoplasm. The record is from RefSeq and is a predicted model, not a curated record. Lineage: Eukaryota; Metazoa; Chordata; Mammalia; Rodentia; Heteromyidae. Gene Ontology annotation, molecular function: mRNA binding; zinc ion binding. Gene Ontology annotation, biological process: oogenesis; negative regulation of translation. The transcript has 2 exons. Bases 1 to 495 code for a protein of 164 amino acids.